AUGGUGGGUCCUGGAGGGGUGGGGGGCUCCGGGGGGCUCCUCUCGGCCGCCCGUCUGGGCUGCCGAGUGCAAGAGGAGGACGUGGGGCGGAGAGAGACCUUCAGUGCUGAGUGGUUGGACCUGGAGCUCCGGUCCCGGCCCGAGGACGGGUGGUGCCGGCGGGAGGCGGACACGCAGCGCCGGGAGUCGCUGGAGCAGCGCGGGGCCGUGCGGGUGCUGGAGCAGCGCUCGCCCUUGGGGCUGCUGCGGGUGGGGGUCCUGGGGCAGCCCCUGACCCAGCACCUCCUGCCCUACGCCCGCACCUUCCCCGUGCCCCUCUUCGCCCCCUCAGACCUCCGCGGGGCCAAGGGGGGCAUCCCCCGCACCCUCUCCCGAUCUCUCUCCCACGAAGCCCAGCGGGGGGGG
This is a messenger RNA of Ficedula albicollis (Collared flycatcher), 405 nucleotides long. RefSeq names its product titin-cap (gene TCAP). Gene Ontology annotation, cellular component: Z disc. The record is from RefSeq and is a predicted model, not a curated record. Gene Ontology annotation, molecular function: protein-macromolecule adaptor activity; titin Z domain binding; structural constituent of muscle. Lineage: Eukaryota; Metazoa; Chordata; Aves; Passeriformes; Muscicapidae. Gene Ontology annotation, biological process: skeletal muscle thin filament assembly; cardiac myofibril assembly; sarcomerogenesis.